GAUUCCCUGACUAGACCACGCAGCCGUCCCGUGUUUCUCACUUCUUCAGUUAGUCCAUCUCUUAUUACACCGUAGGAUUUUUCGGCUCUUGUCCAUUUCUGCUUUGGUCUAAUGCUCCACCGCCCAACCCUUAUUAAGGUGCAUAGACCUGUCUCUCACUCACUCCAAAUGAGCUAUCUUUCUUAUUGAAGAGAGGAGGCUUGGAUAAUCAAAUAAGUUUUCAUCUUAAUUGGAAGAGUAUGGAUGAGAUGAGGCAAUCUCUACUGCUGCUGGCUAUGGAACUGGAAGAUACAAGACUAAAGGCGCAAGAAGAGAUUAAAGGUAGAGAUUGUGAAAUAGCCCAACUGAAAGAUAUGCUGAAUAGAGUCAUGAAAGAAAGGGAUGAUAUGUUGCUUAAGAAGCUUUUGCUUCAACAACAACAAUCGGCUCCACAUUCUGGGAUUUCGAGCACUGAAGAUGAUCAUCCCAGAAUAGGAAUUGACUCCACUUAUGGUUUUUCUUCAUCAGAUUGUGAAGAAAGCAUUGUUUCAUCACCACUCCAAUUGCCACCGGCAGAAACUGAACUGGAGUUACCAGUAUCGAUAGUGAUUGACCGGCCAUUGCCAGAAAAGGGAAAGCUUUUACAAGCAGUGAUGAAAGCAGGUCCACUCCUGCAGAACCUCCUUCUGGUUGGUCCUCUUCCACAAUUCUACUCUUUGUGGAGUAUUUAUAGGAGUCAAAUCAUGGAGUUACGGACGAAAUAG
Olea europaea var. sylvestris is the source of this 743-nucleotide messenger RNA. RefSeq lists its product as uncharacterized. The transcript has 3 exons. The record is from RefSeq and is a predicted model, not a curated record. Bases 240 to 743 code for a protein of 167 amino acids. NCBI's taxonomy places the organism in Eukaryota, Viridiplantae, Streptophyta, Magnoliopsida, Lamiales, Oleaceae.